Molecule: messenger RNA, 2851 nt
Organism: Aaosphaeria arxii CBS 175.79
Lineage: Eukaryota; Fungi; Ascomycota; Dothideomycetes; Pleosporales
Exons: 7
Coding region: 1-2748 (915 amino acids)
Biological process (GO): DNA-templated transcription; regulation of DNA-templated transcription
Molecular function (GO): DNA binding; zinc ion binding; DNA-binding transcription factor activity, RNA polymerase II-specific
Source: RefSeq, a predicted model, not a curated record
AUGACCGAAACCAUGCCGACCCCACCAGAUUCGACCAAGAAUGAACAGGCUGAAAAUCAAGACGUGAAGCUUGCUCAGGAGUCCACUGAGAACCAGAACGUAACUCAACAAGCUAAUACAUCACAAACUACACAAAAGACACAGAAGUCAAGACACAGAGCUUCGGUAGCCUGUGCCUCAUGUAGAGAUCGAAGGAUUCGGUGUGUUGUGCCUGCAGGAGAAAAGGAAUGCACACAGUGCAAGCGAUCUGGCGUAGAAUGUGUCAUCAAGAACGACGAUGAGCGACGGAGGCCCAUCUCACGAGCGUAUAUGUGCUCCCUCACAGACCGUGUAGCUCUCCUAGAAGGGAUGUUGAAAGAACGAGGCACCGAACCUCCACCAGCAGACCACCCGCCGAAGACCCGACACGGCGCACCAAGAACGGACGAAGCAUCACCUUCGCGGAAAGGCGCUGAAGGCCAAAACCAACAGCACGACAACUCGAGCCCUGGAAGCCAGCAAAGCCCGCAAGAAGAUUUCAUCGAUGUAGACCAAGAACAGGCAAGCCCGCGCGAAGUGGAAAGCGCUGGCUCGCCAUCAAUGCUUCCACCUCCGAAACGAGAUGGCAUGGUGAGCAGGCUCCUAUCUACAAGAGGGCACUUGAGUUUCGACCAGCUUAGCGGACGACUGCGAUAUUUCGGCCCCACUACGAAUUGCCAUGUGCAUUCUGAACUUGGAAAUUCGUUAGACAAUGUGCAAGAAUAUAGCGAGCAAGCCCGGCGUGCGGAGAAGGUCAUUCGCUCUCUACCUAUGGAGACUUACGACUAUCUUAUGGACCUUUUCUGGCAAUGCUACAAUCCAGUAAUCCACGUUUUGCACCAAGAAGCCUUCAAUGAAGAUCGCGAGGCGGGACGCACGCAGUUCUACUCGGGAUUCCUUCACAUUUGCGUUCUCGCUAUGGGAUUCAAAUUCGCAGACAAGCAGCGGCUAGAUAUUCAAAGAAUCAUGCUCCCGCAGUUCGAAAGUACGCUCCACCGCGAAGCAAAGUACAUGCUUGACCAGGAAUUGGAGCGGCCAGGUGGAAUUCCGUCGGUUGUUGCAUUGUUGCUGCUUGGCGAUCUUGAAUGCGGAGUUGGUCGUGAUAACCUGGGAUGGCUUUAUGGAGGUCUUGCCGUUCGACUUGCAUUCGACAUUGGCCUACACCUCGAUACACGUCUUUCCGGUCUUCCUGUACGCGAAGUAGAGAUCAGACAGAUGACUUUGUGGGCUUGCGUGAUCUACGAUAAGUAUUGGGCACUUUUCCUCGGUCGACCUACAAGCAUGAAGAGUGCAGAUCUCGAAGUCUAUUCUCUAUCCAAGCAGUUCGAGCGUCUCGGUACUUGCCGACCUGCAGGGCCUGAAAAGAGCAUGGAAACCCAGAUCUACGAAGCACUACUCGAUCUGAUGGAGCUCGCUGGCAAAAUCACGGAGAACAUGGACCCUCGGUCACAGAUACCAGAGUCCGUCGUCGACCGCAACCAAUAUCUACGGAUGGCAGCACUGGACCGCGAAUUCAGCAAUUGGUAUGCAAGGCUUCCAGAGCAGCUCCGCUGGACACCUCAGAACAUCGCGACCGCGCCCUUUAGCUUCUUCUUGCUACAUCAACAGUACCACUCGAGCUUGAUCUUGUUACACCGACCAUUCGCUAUGUAUGAGGAUCAUAACUCGCAAGGUUACGAAGGCACUGGCCCAGAUGAUCAUUUCAGUGCAUUGAGCCGAACUGUAUGCACAAAGCAUGCCAUCAGGGUGGCACGGAUAUUCUGGCAGCAUCGUCAGCGAUUCGACACCAGGCAGAUCUUUGUCACUGGUCUUCAGCAUGCAGGCACAGCAGCAACCGCUCUCGUGGCAGCUCUCGCCUUCAUCAAAGACCCAUCCGACCGCGCCAACAACAUGCAGUAUCUCGAAUGUCUUUCCGCUGCCCUCAACGACAUGGCCCACACCUACCAACCCGCCGAGCGCAUGUCCGUGGUCCUCCGCGCCGUCAUGGUCGAACUUCGAGGCGACGUCCCCGAACCCAACGCCACCUCAUUCAAACUCUACAAACCCAAAUCCGCCAUCGUCCCCGCCCGCCGCGGCAGCACAAACGAAACAUCCGACAUCCCCAUGUUCAAGCGCCGCCAGACCAGCCGACCACGUGCCGGCACCACCGGGAGCAAGAAGCGCAGCAUGAGCACCGCGAGCGUCAGUAUCGCCGACAUGGGCGGUCUCCCCUUGAAAGCACCAGCGGCCGGCCCGACACGCUUCGAUGCGGAGAGCGAUCGUGGAGACGGCUACAUAAUGGUGACGCCGCGGUCUGAAAUCUCAUCCUGGCCGAACCUCGACAACGCAGCAUCUUCACUUGACCCGGCGCUCACCACCGCCACGCCAUCCACAUUAUCGACUUCCGCGGGCACAAGGAAUGCGUGGAUGGGUGCAGAACUGGAUCCCUCGGACUCGAUAUCCCAGCUCGCGAACGUGCAUUUCCCCGAGAUACCUGCGCUCAGUGAAGCAAAUGGGGGAGAUAACAUGAGUCAUUUGGAUUUCAUGAAUCUCGGCGACGCGAGUAUCGACUGGGCGAGGGAGUGGCAGAGCAGUGGGAACGGUGGCUUGGGUAGCAAUUCCGGGUCGGGGGAUGGGAUGGGCGUGGGUAGUGAUCUUGAUGGGUUUCCACCGCAGGGCAGCUUCAGCGGUAUGGGGUUUGGGAGUAGUAGUGGUACGGGUGAAAGGUAUGGUGGGAUCAUGUCUGGUUGAGAUUUUAUGAGCGAGUAAGAAGAUGAUUAAUAUAAGAGUUAUGGGAUAUAUGGCUGGGAUACAUUGGGUGGAUUUAUGUUGAGUUUGCGAUAAUUUAGCGGAA